UAUACAACUCUCUUCCUCAUUACUCCUAUAAACAAACCCAUCACCAUUCAUCUUCAUCACUUGUAAGCAAAUCAAAACAUCUCAUCAAAUGGAACAAGACAGACAUCUUCUUCCUAUCCUCACUCAAUCCCCUACCUUCCAACAAUGCACUCUUGUUGCCACUAUAGCUCUCUUUUCAUGGAUUUUAAUCCAUAGAUGGAGUCAGAGAAACAAGACAGGCCCCAAGACAUGGCCACUCAUUGGAGCAUCCAUUGAAUUGCUCAAGAACUAUGACAGGAUGCAUGAUUGGCUAGCUGAUCAUCUUUCAGUAUCCAAGACCAUCACUGUUCCUUUGCCAUUCACUACUUACACAUAUAUUGCUGAGCCUUCCAAUGUAGCUCAUGUUCUUAAGACCAACUUCUCCAACUACCCUAAGGGGGAGUUAUAUAGGUCCUACAUGGAUGUCUUGUUGGGGGAUGGCAUCUUCAAUGCAGAUGGAGAGAUGUGGAGAAAACAAAGGAAGACUGCAAGCUUUGAGUUUGCUUCCAAGAACCUCAGAGAUUUCAGCACCACUGUGUUCAGGGACUAUGCUUUAAAGCUUUCAAAUAUCUUAUGCAAUGUGUCUAUAAUCCAUCAAGACAUUGACAUGCAGGACUUGUACAUGAGGAUGACAUUGGACUCAAUUUGCAAAGUGGGAUUUGGAGUAGAGAUUGGAACACUGUCACCAGACUUGCCUGAUAAUAGCUUUGCUCAUGCAUUUGAUGAGGCAAACACCAUUGUUACACUUAGGUUCAUUGAUCCUUUCUGGAGGAUUAAGAGGUUUUUGAACUUAGGUUCAGAGGCUCUUCUUGAAAGAAGCAUCAAGGUUGUUGAUGACUUCACUUACAACAUGAUUCGACGAAGAAAAGCCGAGUGGAACAACAACAAAAUGAAGCAUGACAUACUAUCAAGAUUCAUAGAUCUAGGGAAGGAACCGGAGAGCGGUUUUGACAGUGAUAAAAGCCUCAGAGACGUCGUCCUGAACUUUGUGAUCGCCGGCAGGGACACGACAGCAACAACAUUAUCAUGGUUCACCUACAUGAUCAUAACUCACCCAAAAAUUGCAGACAAACUCUGCAUGGAGCUCAAGGGCUUUGAAGAACAGAGAGCAAAAGAGGAGAACAUCAAACUAAUAACAUGUGAUAAAGAUGAUGAUCAUUCCUUUGAGAGCAAAGUCUCACAAUUUGCUGGACUCCUCAACUAUGACUCCUUGGGAAAACUCUCUCACUUAACUGCUGCCAUUUCUGAAACACUUAGGCUUUAUCCUGCUGUUCCUCAGGAAAAGCAGGACCCUAAAGGAGCAAUAAGGGAUGAUGUAUUACCAGAUGGGACUAAAGUGAAGGCUGGUUGGUUGGUGACCUAUGUGCCAUACUCCAUGGGAAGGAUGGUGUACAAUUGGGGUCCUGAUGCUAAAUGUUUCAAGCCUGAGAGAUGGUUAAAAGAUGGUUUUCUUCAAAGUUUCUCACCCUUCAAGUUUUCUGCAUUCCAGGCAGGGCCAAGGAUAUGUUUGGGAAGAGACUCAGCUUAUCUGCAGAUGAAGAUGACAUUGGCCAUACUUUGUAGGUUCUUUGAGUUCAAGCUGGUUCCUGAUCAUCCAGUGCAUUAUAGGAUGAUGACUGUGCUUUCCAUGGCUCAGGGACUCAAGGUCAGAGUCUUCAGGAGGAGUUGAUAAUCUCUUUUGGACUCUGUUUUGAGAAUAUAUAUAUAUAUACAUAUCACAAUAGGUUUUGAUUUGUUGUUACUUCUCAUUGUGUAACUAUUGUGUCUUUUUAAUGUCAGACCUGCUUGGCAUCUACUGCCUUUUAUUUA
Messenger RNA from Dioscorea cayenensis subsp. rotundata (Guinea yam), 1827 nucleotides. Its product is annotated as cytochrome P450 704B1. NCBI's taxonomy places the organism in Eukaryota, Viridiplantae, Streptophyta, Magnoliopsida, Dioscoreales, Dioscoreaceae. Bases 89 to 1687 code for a protein of 532 amino acids. The transcript has 6 exons. Gene Ontology annotation, molecular function: heme binding; oxidoreductase activity, acting on paired donors, with incorporation or reduction of molecular oxygen; monooxygenase activity. The record is from RefSeq and is a predicted model, not a curated record.